Molecule: messenger RNA, 386 nt
Organism: Parastagonospora nodorum SN15
Lineage: Eukaryota; Fungi; Ascomycota; Dothideomycetes; Pleosporales; Phaeosphaeriaceae
Exons: 2
Coding region: 26-349 (107 amino acids)
Source: RefSeq, a predicted model, not a curated record
ACCUUCACAAGACACACCCCUCAUCAUGUCCGCCCCCGAAAUCCCCUCCCUACAUUCCAAAGCCGAAUACCUGCGUGCCGUCAUGUACGAAGGCGUCACGAUCCUCGAAGGCACCGCAACAUGGUGCCAGCAGUGCAAAGUGAUCGCACCCGAAGUCGCCAAGAUGGUUGAGGAGUAUCCGAAUGUCAAAUUCUACACAUACGACGUGGAAGAGUGCGAGGACAUUGCGCAGGAGCUGGGCGUCAGUCAGAUGCCGACGUUUAGUAUUUUCAAAGACGGGGAUAUUCAGGAGGGCGUUACGGGUGCAAGACCCAAGGAGAUAAGGAAGGCGAUUGAGGGUUGUCUAUAGCUGCUCGUCUAAACAUUCCAUACAUGCAUGCGUCUAC